Messenger RNA from Cuculus canorus (common cuckoo), 4674 nucleotides. RefSeq names its product KIAA0753 ortholog. Gene Ontology annotation, biological process: protein localization to centrosome; centriole replication. Lineage: Eukaryota; Metazoa; Chordata; Aves; Cuculiformes; Cuculidae. Gene Ontology annotation, cellular component: centriolar satellite. Bases 603 to 3197 code for a protein of 864 amino acids. The transcript is spliced from 16 exons. The record is from RefSeq and is a predicted model, not a curated record.
CGGUUGUCGCGAGCGGGUUUGAACGCGCCCCGGCGGGACCCGCGCUGCCCGUCCCCGUCCCCGUCCCUGCGCUCCCGGGGAGCGGCCACAGCGCUCGCCACAGGGGAGGCGGGAGGAGAGAGACAGAGACCGCGACCGCGGACAGGUGCGGCCCGAACCGAGCGGGAGAGGAGACCAAGGCCGCGUUCGCUCGCGACAGGAGCUCAGGCAGUGUACGCUCGCGAGUGGAGGUCGCGACGGGAGCCCAGACAGCGCUCACUCGUGACAGGAGCUUGGGCAAGGAUUCAUUCACAACAGGAGCGUGAACAGCGUUUCAUUGCGACAAGAACCGGGACAGCAUUCGGUUCCAACAGGAGCCUCAACAGCUUUGGGCCCUGUGCACGGUGUGGUUCUCAGAGGCGGGUGAAGGAGCCACAAGUGCCUCCACACAUCACUUCUAUCUCCUCUGUGAAGGAGCCCUUGGCCUAGUUUCCUUCGACAUCAGCGUUGUCUGCACCAGCCCAUCCUGCUGCUCUGUCCCAUUGCUGCCCAACAUGGUUUCCCUGUCAGUUGUGUUAUGAGCAAAGGACGACUGACUGGGUUGUCAGCGUCAGGCCAAUACGAUGGGACCACGCAAGCCAACAACAACUGAUGCUGCAUUUGCAUUUCCUACUCAGCUGCACGGGAACAGAGCCCAGGCUUUACAAACACAGCUCCAGUUUAAUCGAAACGUUCCUGCAGUUCCAGAGAACUUGGCUCUCAGAUUCUCUCACCCUCGUCCAAUUAUAAUAGAAAAGCUGAAGGCAUCCAAUGAUCGGAGAAACCUCACUGGAAGCGAGGACCUCAGCGUCAGAAGCUCUGGUAUGUUUUCAGUGGUAUCUGAAGAGAGACUAAAAUUGGCUGUUCAGCUAGCCAAGAAGGACAUAAAACGAAGGCAUCUUGAAGAGCAAGUGAAACAGCAAGUGGUUGGAGAUGCUGUCAAUAAACCGCUGUUGGCCCAGAAGUCACAACAACAGGAGACUGAAGUAUUUGAAAGUCCUGGAAAUAAAAACGCACGGAAGUCUCAAACUCGCUUGAAAGAUUUGCAGAAACUCAGUCAGCCUUCCAGACUGGAGACCACCAGCUCUGGUGCUAAGGUUUAUCUCUACACUCCGAAUCGGAAAAAGCUCAUACCGAAAAAGGUCAUGCCAGCUGUCUCAGAUUCUCCACCCACUCGUGACACCGGGCCGGACCCCAGGUCAAGCGUAAGUAAUAAAGAAGAUAAAAAUCUGCAGGAAGUCCGACGGCUGCAAAAGGAAUUGAGAAGCUGUGUCCAGAAAAUUGAGGACCUGACUAAAAAAGGGAAAGAGAGAGAAAUUCUAGAUCCCGAUACAGAGCAGCGAGUUCGCAUUAGGAGACAGGAGCAAGCUGCACGGUCAGCUCGGAUGCUGUAUGCGCUCCAGCAACAGGUAAAAGAAAUUCAGGAUGAUUUAGAGAAACUAAGUCCUCAUAAAGUCAAGCAUACUAAAAAGUCUCGAGCAGCAUCCAGAUUGGCAGCAGCACACAGAGGAGCUGUACGAGCCUUGCAGGCAUUUGCCAGUCAGUUUACAGAUCAAACAGAGCAGCAGAUUCCUACCCACUACAAGGAACUGGGCAGUCUCAUUCGACAACUUUCUCUCUGUUCAGCUAGACUAGAAGUGGAUUCUUCCAUUUCUGACAUUAUCAUAGAUAUUUUGAUGCAAGUUGAGGAUCUGGAUUCACUGCUAGAAAAGAAACAAACAUCAAAAAAAGUUAAGAAAUGUAUUUCAGCAUCUCAGGAGAAAUCUCCAAGGAACCUGGAGACAUUUCUAGCCAGAAAGCAGCUUAACUCUCCAGAAGGAGAAAACAAACAUCUCGUCUUAAAGGAACAAGGCCAAGAAUGUAGAAAAUCUCCAGCUGCCAGGAGUCUCUUGCCUGAUAAACAUCAACAUGUUGCAAAUAUUUCAGCAGUUCAGAAGGCAAACAGCUGUGCUUACGUGUUCCACAAUAAAUUCCGAGAAGAAAACGCCCUGCCUGCUCCAAAGAGAAAUGCUGCUCUCCAAGGAGGCCUGAAUGAACUGGUGAGACCUAGGGCUGUGAAAAACAUCCUGGAAAGUGGCCCUUUGAAGAAGAAAGGUGUGUUAUUGCCUGCAAAAUCACAGGGAAAGCUGAAAUCAAGACAAAUACGGCCUAGAGGAAAGCGUGCCCGAUUUCAAGAGACAACUAUAUCUUUCCAGCUGAAGGAGAACAAACGACUUGUUAAAGAGAGCAGAAUACCUUGUGUGCCUCUAGACCCUACAUCUCUACCCGCUUCACCUGAGCGACUAGCACAGCUUGAAGCAGGAACUUCAAGAGGAGUGAAGGUUCUAACUGACCUCAGCAAAGGAGAGAUGAAAAAUAUACAAAACUUAAGGUCACAAAGUGCUUCUCCAACCCGGUACCCAGACAAAGUUGAGAAGGCAGCGCGGGAGCACUUAGAACCUCCAGUAGAUAGGACACAGCAGGUUGCAGCAAAUGCAGAUAUUCUAACUGAAAAGCUAUUGGAUGAUCUUUUGGAAGAUACUGCUCAGGAACUGUGGAGUAUAGAGCAGCGUGAGAGCCUACAGAUGGAGGCUCUGCCCGUGGCUGACAUGCACAGUCUGGAGUCAAUGUUGCAAAGAAUGGAAGAAAUUGAAAGAUACCAGGAGGCCGUACGCAGGAGGUUCACCCAGAUCGUGUACAGUGACUUGGAGUUCUGGGACCAAGAACACAAAAAAGAACAACAAAUGGCAUCAAUAGCUGAAAGACCUACAUCUCCUCAUCCAAUUCAGAUGACUAAAUUAAUUGGACGCACAGAGCCAGAAGUGGACAUUUUAUUGGAAAAACCUCUUGAUGGCAAUGAUAUUGAUGAAAAUGAAGAAGCAGAGGAGAAAUUGCAGACUGGAAACGAUAUUCUGCAGCCUUUGACUCGGAAUUCUCUACAAAAAGGGUGCUGUGUGUCUCUCUCUGUGCCAAAACAUAUGCUCCAGAGUAUCUUGGAUUAUAACAGCAGAUACAAGCAUCACUUGAAGCUUAUUUCCCAUGAGGCAGUAGGCAGUUUCGAUCCAUGGCAGAUUGCUGAGAGUCUUGCAGAGCAACUGAUAGAAGAAGCCCUUUGUGAUGUGGCAGCAGAGCUGCAGGAUGUUUGUGAGGAUUAUGCAGAAGCUGUGUUCACAUCGGAGUUCUUGCAGCCAGCGCUGUAAAUGAUUCCAAAUCUGCCCCAUUAUCAAAUGCAACGUCAGCCUCAGUCUGGCAGUCUCGUCAGAUGAUCUCAUUGUUCAUGUUUUCUUAAACGUCUGUGAGAUUCACCAAAUGAUUUAAGCCCAUCAAGGAUUUAUCUCAGGUUUUUGUAAAGCCAUUAUUGUAUUUCCUUUUCAGACUCUAUCGUAUUGCACUUAUCAGGACUUUAUUUUCAGCCAGUGUUUCAAUAGAAUGAAGUAAACUUUUACAGGUAAGGGUUAUAUGUUUUGAUAGGAAUAACGAUCUGUUUGCAUACCUCUUACUUCAUUCAUUUUAUGCGUGAUCUGCUUUCUAGAAUAAAAUACUGGGAGGAGAAGUGGGUUCAAGCAGUGUCACAGAUUUAGCUGUACUGUGCCUCAGUCUUCUGCUUUAAAAGAGAGAAAACCUGGUUUACCUUCCUGUAAGGGAACUAUGGGGUUUGGUUUGUUCUUCUCACUAAAACGCUUUGAACAGACUUGAUAGUUGUGUCAGAAGAACAAAGCAUUAUUGGUGUUUCUGAAGCCAAGAUGGAACAGUCCAAAGUAAAAGCUGUUUGGUUUGCUGCUGAGGGCUCUCAAGUAAGAAAGGUGUUGUCUGACACCAUGCUGAGCCUGUGUUCUAGGAUUAGUUCUUUUGGGAUGUGGCUAUAUCCAAAGGAAGGGUUCUCAUGGCACAGCAUUCAGUAGAUUUAAGCACCGUCAGCUUAAAUUUAGGCCAGCAGCCUGCUUAGACUCUUGCUUGGACCUUCAGAGUGUAUGACCUCUUCUGCUGGUUUCAGAAUAUCACCGCUACAUUACACACAGACAAGUGAGACCUUUCAAUAGAAGCGCAUCAUGGAGAUUUUAUUCCUUUUUUUCUUAAAGCUAGUAUAGAACAUUAUCAUUUUAUCAGCGUUUAGUGAUCCAACCCCACGUUUCUUACUAGAAAGGCUCCUAUUGAAAUCAAGAACAACAAAAUUAAUGAGCAACUGGCAUUUCUGCAAUAUUGAAUUAACUUGUUUGUUUUAAGUAAUCAAUGGUUGGCUUAUGCCUGGAGCGAGCAAUGAGUAAUAUUUAUGGCAGUAUUCUAGGGAAAUGCAAAAUCAACGCUUGAGAUAACCCAAAAAACAAUAUGACUGUCUGUUCCCUUUGACAAAAUCCUCUAAUAGCGGUCAACCUAUAACAGAAUUAUUCCUAACCUUCAAAGAUCAUUUUAAUUUUCUCUAUUUAGGACAAACAUUUUGAAAAUAAUUGUAUUUUUAUUGCAGAUUGGUUUACUGUAUUUACACCAAAUGUAAUGAUGUAAAUGUUACUGCUGAUGUGUGACUUUCCUGAUGUGUGAUUUCUGUAAUUUAAAACACUAUCUUUUUUUAUUUCUAAGAUUACAGAUAUAAACCUGGCUUUUAGUCCCAAAGAUUAAAGCCAUAGAGUCUCUAUGUAUGUGUAUAUAUGCUUUGGAAAAUAUUUCAAGAUAUAUUUUAUU